AACUUUCUCUUUUGAAGUUGCGUCUUCGAAACCAACAUUAACGCACUCUUCUUUCUUUUUCGUAGGUUUUGUUCUUUUUCCGCUUGAAUUUACCUGUUACGCUACUAAAACAAAGCAGUGCAAACUUGAGAGCUUUAUUUUUUUAUUUAACAUGAGAGGAAGUCUCGAACGAGAGACGUUUGUUUGGCAACGACUAAGGUACAAUUUUUCCAGCCACUGAAGUGUGAUAAAUCGUUUCUAAACAACUGUUUUGUGCUCACAAACACUUGUGUAAGCGUAAACAAUUGUAGCACAGGUUUUGGGUCCGCUUUCUACAUCGCAGUUUUUUUCUCUCUUGGAGUACAAUUUGCUAAAGGCCUGAGUGCUUCACUUUGGCUCAUCAAAUAAUUCAAUACUGAAUAGUGCAUGUCGUUAUUUUGAUAGCAGGUGCACCUGUUUAUUGAGUUCUUCUAUCUACUGACAACCCGACCUUUUUUUGUCUCACAAUCAACGUCGUGAUAGUAGGUUUUUAACAAAGAGAUUGUAUCCUUCGGCUGUCCGCAGACUUCCAAACAAAGGAAGUUGACUUACGUGAAUUAGUAAUAGUUCGCCUCAUGUCACCACAAUUUCCGACGUAAGAAAUUCCAUGACUAAUCAGCAAAAACAUUGACAGUUUGGCCUACACUCCUUCUAGUGCUAACCAGCCGUAGUGUUUUAGAUGGUAUCGUAUCCGAUGAAAUAAAAAAAAAUGUAUUUACUUCCAUAACCAAUUUUCUAUUGAAACAAAAAAGGAUGAGGUAAAAUUUUGGCUGCCUACUUCGAUACGAUUUUUCAUCCGGGAGCGUUGCAGCAGUUUCCGCGCCGCCGCCGGUAACAUCCGAAUGCCCAGAUCUCGCCUAUAAAGGGAUUUAUAGGACCUGUUGCUGAAGAAGGAUUCAAUUGGUAGCCAACCUACACUGAGUCGUGAUUUGAUUUCAUAUCUCACCUGAGUUACUACCAGCCGACACUAAAAAAAAAAAAAAACUUACACCUUUUUAAAAUUUUCAAAAAUAAUUACUCAAUGAAAGGUGCACCUGACUGUCUAUCGGCUCGAUGUGGAAUAGAUGCCGGUUGCAGGAGAGAAUCAGACGGCUCGUUCAUCUGUAUUUGCACCCAUGAUUUAAGCCUUGAAAAUCCUGACAAGCCCUGCCCGCGGAACGUUGUGAGUUUAAACAGUUCCCAAUUUCCUGGCAAUAAUAAGGCACGUGUGACCAUCCACCGAAAUGUGUUACGCGAUGAACAUAAACUAUUGAAUAGCAUCUUUAAGGCAUCUUCAACGGAGACGCCUGAUAUUAAACAAGGCUACACUGAUGUAAAAUCUGUGAUCUUAGUUUACAUCACGCCCAUAGUUAUCGCCAUAUCGCUGAUUGGAUUGGCAAUGCUUUCAAUCCGGUUAAUCCGUUGGAUAUAUAAUUUAUUUUACUAACCUUUUUCACCUUUGUAUUCAAGCUUUUAACUUCUGAUUGUGCUAGAUAUUUCCUUGUUUGAACUCCUUGAAUCUUCAUUCAACAAGCAAAGCUUUAUGACAACUGUUUGUGACAAGUUCUUGUUGAAAGGAGAUUGAAGAUAUAAGAUUGUCAUGUAGCAGAUGUCUUUUUUAAGUAUGAAAAGCCAUCUCCUAGAAUAGCACUCCUUAACUUCAGUCAGUUUCAACAUUAUGAUACUAGUAAUUGAGGAAAUCACACGAUCUAGUUUUUGUUUCCCAACUUGUGCCAUUUUGACACCCCAACCAUACUUUUGUCUCUUUUUUAUAAAAUAACGUGGUUCUCGAAUCUGACUUGUUUACAUCUGUUACGCAGGACAUAUAAGAAAAACUUUUCUGAUAGUCGCCUCAUCUUUGCCUUUGCCUUUGCCAUUGUCCCGUCUUCGCCUUCGCCAUCGUUUCGCCGCCGUCUUCGCCAUCGU
Messenger RNA from Daphnia carinata, 1923 nucleotides. RefSeq lists its product as uncharacterized. Bases 1040 to 1444 code for a protein of 134 amino acids. The transcript is spliced from 3 exons. The record is from RefSeq and is a predicted model, not a curated record. NCBI's taxonomy places the organism in Eukaryota, Metazoa, Arthropoda, Branchiopoda, Diplostraca, Daphniidae.